This is a messenger RNA of Theobroma umbraticum, 1009 nucleotides long. RefSeq lists its product as uncharacterized. Lineage: Eukaryota; Viridiplantae; Streptophyta; Magnoliopsida; Malvales; Malvaceae. The record is from RefSeq and is a predicted model, not a curated record.
AUGUCCAACCCACCACCACCCUUACCUCCAACCCUACCCCCAACCACCACUAUAACAGCAGCAACCACCGUCACCCCUACCCCACCCACCACCACCACCAACCGUGAAUACCGCAAAGGAAACUGGACCAUCCAAGAAACUCUAACCCUCAUCACAGCCAAAAGACUAGACGAUGAACGCCGCACAAAACCUUCCACAAGCUCACCUUCGAAACCUGGAGAACUGAGGUGGAAAUGGGUUGAAAACUAUUGCUGGGAUCAUGGCUGCUUCCGCAGCCAAAACCAAUGCAACGACAAGUGGGAUAACCUCCUCCGUGACUACAAAAAGGUUCGCCACUACCAAUCCCAAUCCCAGUCCUCUGAUCACUUCCCUUCUUACUGGUCCAUGGAAAGACACCAACGUAAGUUCCACAACUUGCCUACCAACAUGUCUCCCGAAGUCUUCGAAGCCCUUAAUGAUGUCCUUCAGAGAAAAUACAGCACCCAACAACAACAGCAAAGUACUGGUAGCAUUCAGCAACAGCAACAAAAGCAACCUUGUAUUUCUCAAUCAUCAGAGCAAGUAGCUGUCAGAACAGAUCAACAGGCGCCGGAGGUUGAAGCUCCGGUGCCGGUUUCAGAAGAGUCAGAUUCUUCAGAGACAGAGUCAAGUGAAAAUCUGGGUUCAGAGACCAAACGCAAGAAAGUUCGGAAAAUUGGUUCCAGCAUAAUGCAAAGUGCCUCAGUUUUGGCCCAAACCCUUAAAAGCUGCGAGGAGAAGAAAGAAAAACGACACCAAGAAGUGAUGGAGCUGGAGCAGCGUCGACUCCAAAUUGAAGAAACUCGAAACGAAGUUAACAGGAAAGGAAUUACUGAUCUUGUUGCUGCCAUGACCAACUUAUCUGGCGCAAUUCAGUCCCUUAUUGCCAAUCAUUAUGAUCAAACGUGAGAUAUGUUUUAAAUUUUUUAGGUGCUCAAUUCUUUCUUGAUAUAUAAAAUUAUGAUAUUGGCAUUGGCAUAGUGAUUUUAUU